UCACUGUGUCUAACUCGCCAUAUUGUUUUGGUUCGCAGUGGUUUCCGUGUUGUUGCUGGUUCUGAUCCGCGCUGGUCCCGGCUCCCUUUUCACUCUGUGCCCGGGCUCCCUUCACUGGUCCCCGUCUUUACUCCCCGAGGCUGCCCGCCAUGCUGAAGCGGAGCUCCGGGUGUGCUGUUGUCGUUGCGCUGCUGGUCGCCGCCGCUGCAGCGCUGAGCGCCACACCAGCCCCUAAAGCACCAUGCAAGACCUUUACAACCUGUGACAGCUGCCUCUCAAAUGUGUCGUGUCUGUGGUGCCAGACCAACCUCUCCUGUACGGAGUACCCGGUGGCUCACCUGCUCCCCCCGGCCUCCAUCUGUCCGCUGUCUGAGGCCCGCUGGGGCGUGUGCUGGGUGAAUUUCGAGGCGUUGAUCAUUGCCAUGGCGGUGGUGGGUGGAGUCCUGCUGUUGGGAAUCACAGUGUGCUGCUGCUGCUGCUGCUGUCGCUGUCGGCGAUCAUCACGGCCGGACCGCGUUGAGGAGGAGUACGCCAGGAGGAGAGAGGAGAUCAAACAGCGCUCAGACGAUCGGAAGGCGGAGAGGAGAGCGAGGCAUGAUGAAAUUCGGAAGAAGUAUGGCCUCAUUCCCGACUCGGAUCAUCCCUACAGCCGCUUCGAAAACGAGUGAGGCAAGAGCCGCCCGGAGAACCCAAACAAAUGGAGGAGUUCUUCGCAUACGUCUCAUCCCCAUCAGCACGACUGCAAUCAUCUUCAGCUCCUUCGUUAAUUCUGUAUCAGUCUGAUUUACUUCACACCUCCUCAGUUCUUCUCAGCACUGCCUCACAACUCCAGCUUGUGUUACAGGAAUGAUGGGAAAUGCCUCCUGGUUUGAUUUUUUUUUUUUUUUUUUUCUCUCUCUCUCUCUCUCUGAGUUCUGAGUCAUGGUUAAUGUUGCCUUUUGUGCUCUGACACUUUAUUCACCUCUGAUUGUGAAAUUUACUCGUUUUCAAUCUGUUGUUUUAAUCACUCGGACAGUUGAGUUGCUGUAAGCUGUGCCCCUUAUUAAACGUUUCCUAAUAAAGUGAAGUUCAACUUUUA
Messenger RNA from Pygocentrus nattereri (red-bellied piranha), 1078 nucleotides. RefSeq names its product pituitary tumor-transforming gene 1 protein-interacting protein. The coding region runs from base 150 to 668 and encodes 172 amino acids. Lineage: Eukaryota; Metazoa; Chordata; Actinopteri; Characiformes; Serrasalmidae. The transcript is spliced from 7 exons. Gene Ontology annotation, biological process: protein import into nucleus. Gene Ontology annotation, cellular component: nucleus; cytoplasm. The record is from RefSeq and is a predicted model, not a curated record.